AUGCGGAUAAUAAGAUUGAUGCUUCCAUUUGGAGAUGCUUAUAGAAAAAGCAUUGCCAAGUCAAUGUUACCAACGCGAAGGCAAAAUGCUUAUUUGAAUGCAAGUUCUUCCAAGACACAUGGAGUGAAUUUUGCAAUUGUUGGAUCUACUACAUUGCCUGUGGAAUUCCUUGCAAAUAAGGGAGUCAUUGCCCUUGUUACCAACAGUUCUCUUACCAAACAACUCAAGUGGAUGCAUACCCAUCUCAAUGCAACCAGCCACAACUCCAAAGAUUGUUUUGAGAAACAUAGAAAAUCUCUCUUCAUGGUUGGGGAGAUUGGAGGGAAUGAUUAUAAUUAUGCUUUCUUUCAAGGCAAGAGUAUUAAUGACUUGAAGUCCAUGGUACCUGAUUUUGUUAAGGCCACCAAAGAUGCUAUCACGUUGCAGUUUCCGGAUUUUAUUACUGGUAUAUUCUGCUAUGCCAUGGUGUUGCAGUUACAAGGCGGUGCUUGA
This is a messenger RNA of Hevea brasiliensis (rubber tree), 492 nucleotides long. Its product is annotated as GDSL esterase/lipase At5g03980-like. The record is from RefSeq and is a predicted model, not a curated record. The coding region runs from base 1 to 492 and encodes 163 amino acids. Lineage: Eukaryota; Viridiplantae; Streptophyta; Magnoliopsida; Malpighiales; Euphorbiaceae. The transcript is spliced from 4 exons.